Molecule: messenger RNA, 1192 nt
Organism: Agelaius phoeniceus (red-winged blackbird)
Lineage: Eukaryota; Metazoa; Chordata; Aves; Passeriformes; Icteridae
Source: RefSeq, a predicted model, not a curated record
AUGCCACCAAAGCCCCCGGAGAUGCCACCAAAGGCCCAGGAGAUGCCACCAAAGGCCCAGGAGAUGCCACCAAAGCCCCCGGAGGUGCCACCAAAGGCCCCGGAGAUGCCACCAAAGGCCCCAGAGAUGCCACCAAAGGCCCAGGAGCCCCAUGGAGACCCCAUCACACCUCGAGGAGAUCCCAGAGCCAACCCUGGUGCCACCCUCACCUCUCUCCCCAUCCUUUUCCCGCUGGUGUCGCCCUCAGACCCCCCAGACCUCCUCCCUCCCGCCCCCAACAUCUCCCUCACCCCUCCCCGCCCUCUCUUCCUUCCCGGCGACGCCGUCUCCAUCCUCUGCUCCGCGCCGCCGCCGCCGCCCGCCGACCGCAUCCAGGGCUUCCGCUUCACCGGCACCUCGGGCUGGUCCAGCGACGUCCGCACGCCGCGCCGCGACUCCGCCCUCACCGUGGUGCUCGCCGGGCCCGGCGACGCCGGCUUCCACAGCUGCUCCUACACCGUGCUGCGCCGCGGCGGCCGCGUCCUGCACUCGCCGCCCAGCCGGGCCGUGCUCAUCGAUGUGCGAGACCGCCCAACCCAACCCAACCUGACGGUGACGCCCUCGGGCCGCACCGUCCAAGGGCAGCCCCUCCUCUUCCUCUGCGCCGCCCCGCCCGGCCCCGCCCCCCGGCGCCGCUUCCGCUUCCUGCGGGAGGAGCUCGAGGUCUCCGGGGGCGUGGCGGAAGGUUCCGGAAGCGCCCGGCUGAGGGUGGAGAGGAGCGGCCGGAACCAGACCGGGAACUUCAGCUGCAGCUACAAGGAGAUGGCCGAGGGGCGCUGGGUGGCCUCCUACCCCAGCGAGGCCGUGCCGGUGGUGGUGGAAGAGCCGUGUCCGCCGCCCGUGCUGUGGGCGGAGCCUGCGUCGGGCGUGGUCGCCGCGGGCCAGAGGCUCCGCCUCACUUGCUCCGCCCCCCGGCGCCGCUUCCGGCGCCGCUUCCGCUUCUUCCGCGACGGCGCCGAGCUGACACCUGAUGACGUCACUGAUGACGUCAUUGAUGAGGUCACUGAUGAUGUCAUCGAGGACGGCUCCCGGUUGGUGUUCCCGGAGAUCCCGGCCGGGUUUUCCGGGAAUUUCAGCUGCCGGCUGGAGGAGGAGGUGGGCGGGGCCUGGGUGGAGGCUCCGCCCAGUGAAGGCGUGGCCGUGGUGGUCGUGG